Messenger RNA from Monopterus albus (swamp eel), 1709 nucleotides. RefSeq names its product RAD51 paralog C (gene rad51c). Gene Ontology annotation, molecular function: ATP hydrolysis activity; crossover junction DNA endonuclease activity; ATP-dependent DNA damage sensor activity. The transcript is spliced from 4 exons. The record is from RefSeq and is a predicted model, not a curated record. Gene Ontology annotation, biological process: DNA repair; reciprocal meiotic recombination; meiotic DNA recombinase assembly. The coding region runs from base 163 to 1215 and encodes 350 amino acids. NCBI's taxonomy places the organism in Eukaryota, Metazoa, Chordata, Actinopteri, Synbranchiformes, Synbranchidae. Gene Ontology annotation, cellular component: replication fork; Rad51B-Rad51C-Rad51D-XRCC2 complex; Rad51C-XRCC3 complex.
GUUUUAAGCCGCUUUAGCGCGAUCGUGUAUCGCCGAAGUGUAGAUGGCGUGAAGGCAGUUUUCUUUAGGCAGUUCGGCGCUGCUCUUAGGUGAAAGGCAUGCUGGGAUACCAGUCACGGCGGAAUGUUUUAAAGAAGCUAGCCUCAGUAGUUAUCACUGAAGAUGCAGCGACCUGUCUCCAGUUUGGGUCUCAGUCCCAGUGUAAAAGUGAAACUGGUCAACUCUGGUUUACAGUUCACUGCAGACCUUCUGCAUCUCAAACCGCUACAGCUUAGUAAAGAUACUGGUUUGUCCCAGCAGGAGGCACUAGAGGUGCUACAGGCCGUGAAGACAGAUGGAGGAGGUGAUGAAGCAAGAGGAGGAAGAGUGCCAGCCUCUCUGACAGCUCUGGAGCUCCUGCAGCAGGAAGAGGAGAUGAGGAGCAUUGUGACAUUCUCCUCUCAGCUGGAUGCUGCUCUUGGAGGAGGAAUUCCUGUUGGAAAAUCUACAGAAAUCUGUGGAGUUCCAGGAGUCGGAAAAACACAGCUGUGUCUGCAGCUGUCGGUCGAUGUCCAGGUACCUCAAAGUUUUGGUGGGGUCGGAGGUCAGGUGAUCUACAUUGACACCGAGGGCAGCUUCCUGGUGCAGAGAGUCAUCGACAUGGCAACUGCUGCUGUCAAACACUGCUCCUUAUUGGUGGAAGAUGAUGAGCAGCGAGUUGCCAUGACAACUUUCACCAUUGAGAACAUCCUGUCUAACAUCUUCUUGGUGCGUUGCCAUGACUACGUGGAGCUGUUGGCUGAGCUCCACCUGCUGCCCGAUUUCCUGUCGGACCACCCAAAGUCCCGCCUCUUGGUGAUUGACAGUGUAGCGUGUCUGUUCAGACAGUUUGAUGACCUUUCCCUGAGGACACGCCUCCUCCAUAGCCUCACCCAGCAGCUCAUUGCCAUGGCAACCAGACAUCACAUCGCCGUAGUGAUCACCAACCAGAUGACCACACGGCUGCGAGGCAGCCACUCGCAGCUUGUUCCUGCCUUUGGAGAGAGCUGGGGCCAUGCUCCCACCAUCAGACUCCUCUUACAAUGGGCGGGGUCUAGGCGGAUGGUGGCCAUUUAUAAAUCUCCAUGUCAGAUGGACGCCACCAUCCAGUACCAGAUCACCUCUGAGGGUUUCAGAGAUGCUGACCAACCAGAGCAGUCGCAGAGCAAACGGCCUAGGACUCACACUGAUCAAUAAGUUGCUAGCCAUAAGAUGCCUGCUGUUGAUUGGUCAGACACUGAUCUGAUAGCAGUGCCCACAUGAUAAAAUGUAUCAUUAUAGCUGAAAGGCUCUGCACACUCUCACAGGUGUGGUACAGCCCCACACACCUGCUGCAGCUGAUCACACCUGAAGUAUGUCAAGUGGCAGAAGCUGGGAUUUCUGUGAGGACAGCGGUCAGAAAUCUAAAGUUGUAAACUGUUCUGCAACACGACUAGAGUUGGUCAAGUCCUCACUUACACGAUGAGUACUUUCACUCUGGAUAAUUUAAGUACAUGUUCCUGGUAAUACUUGUGUGUUUUUAGUCAAGUAGAAUUUUGAAUGCAGGACUUGUAACAGAGUAUUUCUAUCUACCAUUAUUGGUUUUACUGAAGUGAAAGAUUUGAAUACUUUGUCCAAGUCUGACUUAAGUCCUGAACAGAAAAACUCAAUGUUGCUUAAGUUGUUCAUUUUUGUUGCUGUUUUUUUAAAGA